Emericellopsis cladophorae is the source of this 708-nucleotide messenger RNA. RefSeq lists its product as uncharacterized. Bases 1 to 708 code for a protein of 235 amino acids. NCBI's taxonomy places the organism in Eukaryota, Fungi, Ascomycota, Sordariomycetes, Hypocreales, Bionectriaceae. The transcript is spliced from 2 exons. The record is from RefSeq and is a predicted model, not a curated record. Gene Ontology annotation, molecular function: acyltransferase activity, transferring groups other than amino-acyl groups.
AUGUGUGGCCUCAACAACUCGACAAUAACAAAUCUAGGCUCAGUUCGGAUCACCAACAUGGCCUUUAUAAGAACCUAUAGAGCUGCCGACUUCGAGGCGACAGCUCACAUUUGUCGAGCCACACUCGCGCCCUCACUACGACCAUCGCAAGAUGCCUACAGGAUGGCCCCCUAUAUCUGGACGCACCAGUACACACAUCUAUCACCGACCACGUGCUUCGUGCUCGACGACGGCACCGGUCGCGCGGUAGGCUACUGCAUCGGCUGCCCCGACAUUGCGACCUUUAUCGAGGCCUAUCCGCGCUACGUCAAGGACGUCCUCGAGACACGGGACGAGGUCGGGCCCGCACCACCCCCCGGGGCCCCGCAGCCCUUCACGACGGGCGACGGGCAGGUCGACGAGGUGUGCCUGCGACAGCUGGCGUACGACCCCGAGUGCCUCCUGAGGCGGGAGAAUGCAGACUUGAUCGACGAGCAGGGCUACUGGGGCACGAUGCACAUUGACCUGCUGGACGAGUGGCAGGGCAAGGGGUGGGGGCGGAAGUUGAUCGAUGAGUUUGUGGCGAGCGUGAGGGCGCAGAAGGCGGCUGCGAGUAAGGGCGUCUUUAUUGGCAUUGCGCCUGACAACGACAAGGUCGUGGCGUUUUAUGAGAAGAUGGGGUUCCGGAGGGUGGAUGGGGGAGGGUUGAGGAUGGUGCGAGAUAUCUAG